AUGCCGCUCCCCGACACCAUGUUCUGCGCACAGCAGAUCCACAUCCCCCCGGAGCUGCCCGACAUCCUGAAGCAGUUCACCAAGGCCGCCAUCCGCACGCAGCCGGCCGAUGUGCUGCAGUGGUCAGCGGGCUAUUUUUCAGCUUUAUCUCGAGGGGAUCCCCUUCCUGUGAAGGACAGACUGGAGUUGCCUGUGGUGACCCAGAAGACAGACACUGGCCUGACACAGGGCCUCCUCAAGGUCCUGCACAAGCAGUGCAACCACCUGCGCUUCAUUGAGCUGGUGGACCUGGAGCAGAAGUGGCGGACUCUGUGCUUGCCGAUGGAGAAGCUGCAUGCCCUGCUGGUGCUGGACCCAUGUGAGGACAAGGUGGAGUGGCUCAAGUUCCUGGCGCUGGGCUGCAGCAUGCUUGGAGGGUCCCUGGAAUCAGCCAUGAAGAACAUCUGUGAGAUCCUCUCCACUGAGCCCGAGGGCGGCCCUGCACGAAUCCCCUUCACGACCUUCUCCUACCUGUAUCGGUACCUGGCCGGCCUGGAUGCAGACAUCCUGGAAGCAGACACAGAGUCCUACCUGUCAGACCUGCAGAAGAAAGUAGAGUGUCGGCAGGACAUGAUCGGGCUCUCGGACUUCUUCGUGGCCAAGAGGAAGAUGUAG
This is a messenger RNA of Elephantulus edwardii (Cape elephant shrew), 654 nucleotides long. RefSeq names its product rhophilin associated tail protein 1-like (gene ROPN1L). Lineage: Eukaryota; Metazoa; Chordata; Mammalia; Macroscelidea; Macroscelididae. The record is from RefSeq and is a predicted model, not a curated record. The coding region runs from base 1 to 654 and encodes 217 amino acids. The transcript has 5 exons.